CCCCGCGGGCCCCCGCCGCAGGGUGCGACUCCCUCAUGGCCUCGCGCUCCGGGAGGUGGCGGCGGCCCCGCGGAGGGAGCGCCCGGAGGUCGUCGAGCCGCCGCCGCCGCCGCGGGGCCGCCCGGCCCCGCGGCCCCUUUAAGAGCUUCACCUGCUGGCCGCGGCCUCGCCGCGACGCGCGGCCCGGAAACGGAAGCGGAGCGGGAGGGGCGGGCGGCCGGAAGCGGCGGCGUGAGGGGAGGAUGCCGCUGCCCGUCCAGGUCUUUAACCUGCAGGGUGCAGUGGAGCCCAUGCAGAUUGACGUAGAUCCACAAGAAGAUCAGCAAAAUUCACCUGAUAUCAACUAUGUGGUGGAAAACCCCACACUGGAUUUGGAGCAAUAUGCAUCCAGCUACAGCGGGCUGAUGCGGAUCGAGCGGCUGCAGUUCAUCGCUGACCACUGCCCGCAGCUGCGCGUGGAGGCUCUCAAGAUGGCUCUGUCAUUUGUCCAGAGGACUUUUAAUGUUGAUGUGUAUGAAGAAAUCCACAGAAAGCUGUCCGAGGCCACGAGAGAAGUGCAAAAUACACCUGAUGCUGUCCCUGACAGUGGAAUUGAACCCCCUCCUCUUGACACAGCUUGGGUUGAGGCUACACGCAAAAAAGCUCUUCUUAAACUGGAGAAACUCGAUACAGAUCUGAAAAAUUACAAAGGAAACUCCAUCAAGGAGAGUAUCAGGAGAGGCCACGAUGAUUUAGGUGAUCAUUACCUGGACUGUGGAGACCUCAGCAAUGCUCUCAAGUGUUACUCACGAGCCCGUGAUUACUGCACCAGUGCUAAACAUGUCAUCAACAUGUGUCUCAAUGUUAUCAAGGUCAGUGUCUACCUUCAGAAUUGGUCUCACGUUCUGAGCUAUGUAAGCAAGGCUGAGUCUACACCAGAAAUUGCAGAACAAAGAGGAGAAAGAGAUAGCCAGACACAAGCAAUUCUCACCAAACUGAAAUGUGCAGCAGGCUUGGCCGAACUAGCUGCCCGGAAGUACAAACAGGCAGCAAAGUGCUUCUUGUUGGCAUCAUUUGAUCACUGUGAUUUCCCUGAGCUGUUAUCUCCCAGCAAUGUAGCUGUGUAUGGUGGGCUCUGUGCCCUUGCUACAUUUGACCGUCAGGAACUGCAACGAAAUGUUAUCUCCAGUAGCUCCUUCAAAUUGUUUUUGGAGCUGGAGCCACAGGUUCGUGACAUCAUCUUCAAAUUUUAUGAAUCUAAGUAUGCUUCGUGCCUGAAGAUGCUGGAUGAGAUGAAGGACAACCUGCUGCUAGAUAUGUACCUUGCACCUCAUGUCAGGACACUUUAUACCCAGAUUCGAAAUCGUGCCCUUAUCCAGUACUUCAGCCCCUAUGUGUCGGCAGACAUGCGCAAGAUGGCCACUGCCUUUAACACGACAGUGGCUGCUCUGGAAGAUGAACUCACUCAGCUGAUCUUGGAGGGACUGAUCAAUGCCAGAAUAGACUCACACAGUAAGAUUCUGUAUGCUCGAGAUGUAGAUCAGCGUAGCACAACUUUUGAGAAGUCUUUACUGAUGGGCAAAGAGUUUCAGCGCCGUGCCAAAGCAAUGAUCCUGCGUGCCGCAGUCCUGCGCAACCAGAUCCAUGUCAAGUCUCCUCCGAGGGAAGGUAGCCAAGGGGAGCUCACUCCAGCUAACAGCCAAUCCAGAAUGAGCACCAACAUGUGAAAAACUUCGUGCACUACCAAAAGAAAUGGUCCCUCAGGACUGUACCCAGUGUCUCACCCAGUAACUGCUGAGCUUCACAAACUGUCCCUAUCUCCCUCACUUCUUGCUCGGAUUGAGAGAGUCAGGGUUGGUGGUGGAUAAUAAGAAUAUUCCAGUAACUUCAAUUCUCCUUGAAAAGAAAUUAUUUUUAAAAACAGCAUCCCUGCAAAUGGGUCAUCAUUUCAGUUUUGGUAGAAAACCUUCACUCUCCUUCCACCACUCCAUAAAGAGCUGUCAGGGUAUCCAUGCAGAUGCUGAGUUGAGAGUUUUUCAGCUGCUAGUAGUUUUCGUGUUUCAAAGCUGCAAAAAUAGUUAGUUGAAUGGACAGGCACAAUAUAAGAUGAAUUUUGCUGGCCUGAAAGUAUUGCCUCAAUUUUGAGCAAUGCUCAGCUUUCUGUUUUCCAAAUAAACUUACAAGUGCAUUGCUCUCAAUUAUGGAGCUAGAGUUCUGAUGGGGAAAGAGAUUUGCUUUGAGAAACUCUUGGAGAAUUUUCACCUGUACCAGAAAACAUGGCAUUGCUUCCAUGCAUUCAGUCACAGGCCUUUAUUUUAGGGUUUUAUGUUUAUCUGCAGCCAGGUUCUCUCUCUCUCUGGUCUCUGUUUUCAAAGAACUGUUUCCUGAUGUGUUUUCCUCUUGUGUGUGACCUGGCUUUAGGGUCCAGUGUUAUCAUAGCAGUAAAUCUCUACUUCAUGCAAAUAUUGCUGCUUGCCCAGUCUUACUGCCAUAGUGUGUGAUGGUUUCCCCACAUGUGCAACAGUUUUUUGGGUAGAAUGGACAAAUGCCAUAAAACACCGCUCAAGUCUUGUGGAAGCCCUAAAAAGAGUCAGUUUAGUGCCCACUCUCCAGGUGCAGUUAUUCUGCUUUUCUUUUUAUAAAAGGGUUAAAGGUGGCAGCCCAGUGUGUGUGUGUGUGUGUAUGUGUGUUCUUCCUGUGUUCAUGAAAAGAGAAAUGCACUGAAUUUUCUGAAGUCACUGCAGCCUUGUAUUCAUCUAAUCCGUAAAGCAAGCUGAGAAUUUUGAUCCAGCCCUGACUGGUCUGGCAAGUGACUACAGAUGUUACUUUUAAUGUGUUCAUGCUUUUUUAAAAAAAUAAGUUGUUAUAUCUAGUGCAUUAAACAGCAGGAUUAAAAAA
Passer montanus (Eurasian tree sparrow) is the source of this 2877-nucleotide messenger RNA. It is a transcript of the gene GPS1, whose product is annotated as G protein pathway suppressor 1. Gene Ontology annotation, cellular component: COP9 signalosome. The record is from RefSeq and is a predicted model, not a curated record. The transcript is spliced from 14 exons. Lineage: Eukaryota; Metazoa; Chordata; Aves; Passeriformes; Passeridae. The coding region runs from base 36 to 1706 and encodes 556 amino acids.